UUGACUGCUGCGAUGAUCUGCUGCGUCGCGAUCGUCGGCGCCAACAACAACCCGCUCUUCGUCCGGUCCUUUGACGAGGACGACGACCUCUCCUUCCACUACAUCGUCCACAUCUCGCUCGACAUCAUCGAGGAGAAAGUGAAAAUCUCCAAGGACGACAUGUACCUCGGCUUCCUCGGGCCCGUCGAAGACUUCCGCGUGUACGGCUACGUGACCAACACGCUCGUCAAGCUGGUCGUUGUCGUCCAAGACGCGCCCAUCAAGGAGUCGGAGAUGCGAGUGCUCUUUGCCGAGCUGCACAAGCUGUACGUAAACGCCAUGUCCAACCCGUUCGCGAUCAUUGGCGAGCGCAUUACGUCCGAGAAGUUUGAGAGCAAGGUGUAUAACCUCAUUCUGCAGCACAACCACACGAUCGAAGCGACGCGUUAAACAAGCAACGUUUUACUCGUCUCCAUUGCCUCGAGCAGCAACGCUGGGUGAGCAACCUCCGUCGGUGGCACACCCAUACUAUGGCAACGCAAGAAGCAUGCCCG
Molecule: messenger RNA, 533 nt
Organism: Saprolegnia parasitica CBS 223.65
Lineage: Eukaryota; Oomycota; Saprolegniomycetes; Saprolegniales; Saprolegniaceae
Exons: 5
Coding region: 13-429 (138 amino acids)
Biological process (GO): endoplasmic reticulum to Golgi vesicle-mediated transport
Cellular component (GO): TRAPP complex; nucleus; cytoplasm
Source: RefSeq, a predicted model, not a curated record